AGUUGUAAACAACAAAAUUGUCAAUUUUUCUUUUUACAAACACACCAAAAUGCCCGUCAAAGGUGCCCAAGGUAGUGGUGGUGGACGUGGCAAGGGGAAGUUCAAGAACAUUGCUAAGCUGGCCGAAGAAUUAACAAAAAAUCCACUGCUUCAUUUCAACAAGAAGGAAUGUGAAUGCUUGCUGAACAUGAUGAAAUUCAAACUUGACCGUGCCAAGUUCAGAGAAAUUCUCAGCCACACAUUUGGUAUGACGGAUGACGUUCUUAUGGACAGAGUAUUCAGAGCAUUUGAUAAAGAUUCCGACAGCUACGUGAGUCCUGAGGAAUGGGUCAGAGGUGCCUCCAUUUUUCUAAAGGGAAAUCAAGAGGAGCAAAUUCAAUUUUGUUUUGAAGUGUAUGAUAUGAAUGGAGAUGGAUACAUAUCUCGGGAGGAGAUGUUUCAGCUACUCAAACACUCACUUGUCAAGCCAUCAGCUGAAGAAGACCCUGAUGAGAAUGUUAAAGAUCUGCUAGAAUUGACUCUAAAACGUAUGGAUUAUGACCAUGACAGCCGAUUAUCCCUUGCUGAUUUCAAACAGGCCAUCGAAUCAGAAAAUCUUUUAUUGGAAGUCCUUGGACAAUGUUUACCGGAGCCCUCACGGGUCCAAGCGUUCCUCACUCUGGUCGCGCAAGAUUCAGACACGAUGCACUUUGGAAAAUAAUCUGAUCAACAUCUUGCAAAUAUCUGUGAUUAAAGACUUUUCCAUUAAGGGUCAUUUGUUGAUUUAAUGAUACAAUUUCUGAACCUGAAUAGACAAUGUCACAUCUCUUUUACUUAUUUUGUCACUAAAGUGCAUGUUUUUUUCAUUGUGUAUUCGGCAAUUGUAUCUUUUUUUAAAGACAGGGAGUUGUAACUCCAUCAGUAAAGUAUGUGAGGUAAUGCAACAGUCAUUUCCGUCCAUAUUCAUUUUCUGGGAAUUUCUUUUUGGAUCAAUCCGCUUUAUUCUUGGUCUAGAGAAAAUGAUUAACAUUUCCCGACCAAUUUUUGAUAUCAUUGUCUAAAAGUAUCCUUUUCGGGUUUCAUCAUUGGUUGAUGUGAGAUUUCUCAAACCCUACAGACUGUUGAAAGAAACUGAUAAAAUGUUGUGUAAAUGUACAUAAUGUAUAAUUAUGACAAAUAAAUAGGUUUUUAUUUCAA
Messenger RNA from Lineus longissimus, 1176 nucleotides. Its product is annotated as calaxin-like. The coding region runs from base 50 to 700 and encodes 216 amino acids. Gene Ontology annotation, molecular function: calcium ion binding. NCBI's taxonomy places the organism in Eukaryota, Metazoa, Nemertea, Pilidiophora, Heteronemertea, Lineidae. The record is from RefSeq and is a predicted model, not a curated record. The transcript is spliced from 6 exons.